UCUAUAAAUUCGUGUUUUUUUAAUAUCUCGGGCAUUCUCAUCAGACGAGUUCAGAGUUUCAUGUUGGGUUGAAAGUUUCUUAGUCGUUCAAGAUGAAGAUGCUGAUGCUUUUUGCCGCUCUGUGCGGAUUGGCGAUGGCCACCCCUUUCGACCAGGCUGCGUACAUGCUGCAAGAAACUGCACCUAUGGGACUUGUGGACGAGUUGACAGCACUGGGAUACACCAAACUUGUUGGAUUGAUUGAGAUGGCUGGGCUUAAGGAUACCCUCAACACUGGAGGCCCCUUCACUAUCUUCGCCCCUAACGACGACGCCAUUGCUGUAUUAACACCUGACAUGAUGAACAACAUGACACUGCUCGUCAACAUCCUAAAGGCCCAUGUGAUCGAGGGCAAAGUGAUGACGACAAUGAUCAGGGAUAAUCUGAUGGCUGGAAGCCUUUUGAAGGGAGUCCAGAUACGUAUCAAUAUGAACGUUGGAUGGCAGCGCACUUAUAUUGCUGCUAAUGGAGCACAGAUAAUUAUGUUUGACAAGGAGGCGAAAAAUGGCGUCAUACAUGGUAUGAACAGAGUCAUCUACCCAAUCCCAAUGGGAAGCCUAGUGGAUGCAAUGAAGAUGAUACCUGGCCUAAGUGCUACCAUGAAGUUGAUCGAGUUUGCUGGCAUAGAAUCCGCCCUCACAGGUGAAGGCCCAUUCACCAUCUUCGCCCCUUGUAACAAUGCCUGGAUGAAGAUUCCUUAUGCAAACGUCACGGCUUUGAUGGCAAACAAGACCGCACUUACAGAGCUCCUGACCUAUCACGUGGCUCCAGGCGCCUGGUACUCUACGGUCAUGAGGCCCGGAACUGUUAUCCCCACCCUUGAAGGGAAGAAUGUGCUGUUUAACCCAAUGACACCGGAGCAUUUAAGGGAUGUUAAACCAAUGCCAGUCUACCUUUACGUGAACGAUGCGGAAGUUAUCUUAGCCGACCAGUCGGUCGCCAACGGGGUCAUCUGGGUAUUGAACGAUGUCAUCACAAAACCUUCGUAUCUACCCAAAUAGACCUUAUCUGAAACCACCAUCAAGAAAUUACUAAAGUCUCAUCUAUUCCUUACUGAUUAAUAAAUGGAAACUGAUUUCCAGCACCCAUUUUGUUAUUCAUUUAUAUUUUACACCAUCUUAUCUGAACUUAGAAGCUUUGACGGAGGAAAAUCAUGUUCAUGUCUAGUUAUUAAAAACUCUCCGUGAGAAAG
Molecule: messenger RNA, 1231 nt
Organism: Lytechinus variegatus (green sea urchin)
Lineage: Eukaryota; Metazoa; Echinodermata; Echinoidea; Temnopleuroida; Toxopneustidae
Product: periostin-like
Exons: 5
Coding region: 93-1040 (315 amino acids)
Biological process (GO): cell adhesion; extracellular matrix organization
Cellular component (GO): extracellular matrix
Molecular function (GO): cell adhesion molecule binding
Source: RefSeq, a predicted model, not a curated record